This is a messenger RNA of Morus notabilis, 1478 nucleotides long. Its product is annotated as KH domain-containing protein HEN4. NCBI's taxonomy places the organism in Eukaryota, Viridiplantae, Streptophyta, Magnoliopsida, Rosales, Moraceae. Gene Ontology annotation, biological process: regulation of gene expression. Gene Ontology annotation, molecular function: mRNA binding. The transcript is spliced from 8 exons. The coding region runs from base 1 to 1320 and encodes 439 amino acids. The record is from RefSeq and is a predicted model, not a curated record. Gene Ontology annotation, cellular component: nucleus; cytoplasm.
AUGGUAAUGGGAAUGAUAACAGGAAAUAUUGUAGCUGUAAAGAAAGCACUUCUAUCUGUUUCAGGUUGUCUUCAGGAUAAGCCUAGGUUGGAUGCAGCUAACUCGGGUUCUGGAAAAUUUUCAGGGAGACUGCUUCAUGGGCCUGAAAAUAUGGGGACUGGUCAUAGAAUGUUUAUAGAAGAGGAGGUGGUUUUUAAGUUGUUAUGCCAAGUUGAAAAGGUUGGUAGUUUGAUAGGGAAAGGUGGCUCUGUAAUACGACAUUUGCAAAAUGAAACUGGUGCAUUUAUCAAGAUAGUUGACGCUCCUCCGGAUUCAGAUGAGCGGGUGGUUUUGAUAUCUGCACGAGAGAAUUCAGAGCAGAAACAUUCCCCUGCACAGGAAGCUGUUAUCCGUGUGCAUUCACGAACGGCAGAAAUUGGUUUUGAACCUGGUGCUGCGGUAGUUGCUAGGCUUCUUGUGCAUUCGCAGCAGAUAGGUUGUUUAUUGGGCAAAGGUGGUUUCAUAAUUUCUGAAAUGAGAAGGGCUACUGGUGCUAGCAUACGCAUAUUCACGAAGGAACAAGUCCCAAAAUGUGGCACACAAAAUGACGAAGUUGUACAGGUUAUUGGAAGCUUGCAGUGUGUACAGGAUGCCUUAUUUCACAUAACAAGUAGACUCCGCGAAACAAUUAUUCCUACGAAGCCACACCAUCCAAAUUUUGAUGGCCCACCGUAUGCUUCCGCGUACCCUGACAUGCCUCCUCCCAUGUUUAGACCUAGGCAUAACCCUGCUUCCCCCGGUCCAUGUCCUUCUCCUGUUGGGCUCCCUCAUGGAAUUGACCAUUCGGCUGUUCCAUCCCAACUGCUUGACCACCUGCAUCCAUUUUCACAUGGCAUGGAUCACAACACUCCCUCUCAAAUUGACCGAGCUCCCUAUCCUUAUGGAAGUGAGCGAUCAGGUCAUGGUCGAACGUAUGAUAGACCAUCUUCUCCAAGAAUGUGGAAUCCUCAGGGGAUUAGCAGUGGAACUCCCAGGGGAAUUGGAGAUAAUGGUCCAGGCUUUGCUUCAAGAAAGGGACCUCAGGGAAGUGAGAGUCAAGCCCCACAUUCAAGUGCAAUUGUUGAGAUCAUGAUUCCUCAAAAGUUGUUAAGCCAUGUUUAUGGAGAAAAUAACAGUAAUUUAAGUCAGAUCCAGCAGAUCUCGGGGGCGCAGGUGGUGGUAAACGAUGUACAACCCGGAGCCUUAGAAGGGCUUGUUACAGUAUCUGGAAAUCCCAAUCAAAUGUCUGUUGCUCAAUGCCUUAUUCAUGCCUUCAUCCUUUGUGGGCAGACAGCAGGUUAAAUCUCUUCUUUGUAGGGGCAUUCUUUGUGAAAAGUGAAACUUCCAAGUGUAUAUAUAAGUUGUGUUCCCCUUUUGAAAAAUAAAGAAUGGCAGUUAUAGCCAAGUGUAUAUUGAGUUUUAUUAUAUUAUUUAUUGUGUCAUCAAUCUUUACAAAGCUA